Messenger RNA from Uranotaenia lowii, 1619 nucleotides. Its product is annotated as mitochondrial import inner membrane translocase subunit TIM50-C-like. The transcript has 3 exons. Gene Ontology annotation, molecular function: phosphoprotein phosphatase activity. The record is from RefSeq and is a predicted model, not a curated record. The coding region runs from base 154 to 1407 and encodes 417 amino acids. Lineage: Eukaryota; Metazoa; Arthropoda; Insecta; Diptera; Culicidae.
AAUCUGUCAUCAGAAAGUGAAGAAAAAAAAACAACAAAAGCAGAUGGGCCGAAAAGUUGUGUAAAAGCUCGCGCGGUGCUGCGCCUCGAGUUUAAAGAUCCAAAUUGAAGGAAAUUACCGAUUCCCGAGGUUCAUAAUCCGACCGGCAACAAAAUGUUCCACCGGAAUCUGUUAAAAGUAUCGCAUCGCCUAGUCAAACUGCACCACGCAACCAUCCCAACGGUUUAUUCCCUGACCGCUCUGCCCUUGAAACGAGGGCUUGCGCUGGCCAGUAGCAGUAAUCUUCUGGUCUUGAAGGCUUCCCAGGAUCUUCAGUCGAUCGGUGCCAACCGGUUUCUGCAUCUCUCCAGAGAAGGGAAAUGUAAAAACACCGGUGAGCUGAAGGAACCGGUGGCCGGGGCUGCCCAGGCACCUCAGCUGCUCUCGAAGCUGUUUCCCCAAACGGCGGCAAUCGAUGGCAAUGAUGCCGCCGAGCAGGCCCAGAGGGAACAGAAGCGAAAGGAAGAGGAAGAGGACAAAAAGGAGAAGGAAUCCUCUUGGAAGCGGAUGAAGCUGGGAUUCGUCGUCUUCGGGGCCUCGAUGACGGCCCUCUCGGUGUACAUCGUGUACAUCUUCGGAGCACCGGAUCGCGAUCACGAGGGCAACAUCAUCGAGGACGAAUUCAUUCACCUGCCCACGUUCCAGCAGUAUUUCAAGCGGCUGUGGAAAUCAAUGACCUACUACCAGAAGAUGAUUCAGGAGCCGUCACGCGAGAAGCUACUGCCAGAUCCGCUGAAGUAUCCCUACAUCCAGCCACCCUACACGCUGGUGCUGGAAAUGAAGGACGUCCUGGUGCAUCCGGAUUGGACAUACCAGACCGGGUGGCGGUUCAAGAAACGUCCCGGUAUCGACAAAUUCCUAGAGUCAUUGGCACGCCAUUUUGAGAUUGUAAUCUUCACUGCCGAUCAGGGUAUGACCGUUUUCCCCAUUCUGGAUGCCUUGGAUCCCCACGGUUAUAUAAUGUAUCGGCUGGUACGAGACGCGACCCACUUUGUCGAUGGGCAUCACGUGAAAAAUCUGGAUAAUUUGAAUCGUGAUUUAAACAAGGUUAUCGUCGUUGAUUGGGACCCUAACUCGACGAAACUUCAUCCGGAGAAUACCCUAAAUAUUCCGCGCUGGAGUGGAAACGAUGACGACACCACCCUGUUCGAUUUAAUGUCCUUCCUGAUGACGAUCGCUAGCAGCGAGGUGGAGGACGUCCGGGAGGUUAUGACCUACUACAAGCAGUUCGAAAAUCCGCUCGCAAAAUUCCGGGAAAACCAACGGCUACUGGCCGAGCAGAUGGCCGAAAAAGAGCAGGAGGAAAAACACAAAGCGAAACCCGCGGUUCAGAAGUGGCGACCAAGUUUUCUGGGCGGAGGUCGCUGAAUUUCUCGCGUUCAUAUUGAUAGGAUAUAGCAGUUUUUUUUUUGUUUCGCUUUUCUUUUUUAUUUGUUUCGAUUAUCAUCAACGUUCCAUGAACAAAAGAAUUUCGUUGUCACUCUUGCAACUAUCUUGGGCAUCGAUUGAUUCCAUACUGUUUGCCUGGUUGUGAAAGUGGGAAUAAAAUGAGUCAAAAACAAAGAAAAACUUGAACAAAA